AUGCCGCCGUUCCGGUUACCGCCGGGGUUCCGGUUCCACCCGACGGACGAGGAGCUGCUGGGGUACUACCUGCAGCGUAAGGUGGAGAACCGCCUCGUGGACGACGGGCUGAUCGUCGAAGUCGACAUUCUCAAGUGCGAGCCGUGGGACCUGCCCAGCCAGUCGUGCCUCGAGGCCGGCGAGUGGUACCUUUUCUGCGCUCGCGACAAGAAAUACCCGCACGGGUCGCGCGCCAAUCGCGCCACGGCGAAGGGGUACUGGAAGUCGACCGGCAAGGACAAGCCCGUGCGCAGCUCGCGCACGUCACGACAAAUUGGGAUCAAGAAGACGCUCGUGUUCUACCUUGGGAGGGCGCCACGUGGCGAGCGGACGGACUGGGUGAUGCACGAGUACCGGCUGGAGCCCGAGGCGCGGUCGCGCGGCGGCCCUGCGGCGGACUACGUGCUGUGCCGCGUUUUCAACAAGAGCGCCGGCGCCGCGGAUACUCCGUUGCCCAUGGAUCAAGACGACGGGCAGCCCACUGCGAGCGAGCCGCCGUGGGAGACGGGUGGUGGCGGAGGAGGAGGUAAUACUCUGGGUGGUGUGUCGCCGACGGGUGUGGGUGGUGCGGGUGGUGCGGGACAGCCCGUAAAGUUUGGGGGGAGCGGAGCUGCGGGAGGCGCGGAGGAAGCGGGCUCGAGCGACGCGGAGUCGGAAGGCGCGCUGACUACCACCACCGACCUUCACCCGUUCUUUCAGGAACCUUCCACCCGCAGCGACGGCACGAAUGGCUUCUCCGUCGUUCCCGAGUCGCUACACGCCCCUGCCGCCGCUUACCCGUCCGUGCCCGCUUUUCCCGCUGCAGACGCGUCAUUCGUCCCGCCAGGCACGUUCGGACCGCCGUCGCAGGAACCGGGGUUUCCGGACUUCCCGUUCGAGCUGCCGCCGGUUACGGAGCUGGGGCACAUGGAGGGCGGCGCGGAGAAUCUGAUGGACAUUCUGGGAUUGGAGGAGGUCGAUCUCGUUCCCGUCGACCCUGCCGCGGCGCUGCUUGUGCCCGUUGCCGUGCCGGAUGUGUCGGCUACUGCGAGCGGGAUUGCCGGGAGCGGAGCGGCGCGGCAGGAGGCGGAGAGCGACGUGGAUGUGGACGGAUUGUGGGAGAACAUUCAGUGGCAAGCGGGCGCUGCGGCGGCGGGACACGUGGCGGAGCAUGGGACCGCCCACGCGGCAGAGGCGGAGGAGUGGAACAUACCGAUGGAGGACGGCGAGGAGUGGUUGGGCGAGCAGCUGCCGGCGUUGAAUCUUCCCGAAGGCAUCUCUAUCGACGACUUCCUCGAAGACGCGCUUGUCGCCGACGACCUCUACGAAAACCACGUCGCUCUUCCCGCCACUCCUGCCGUUCUCGCUGCGCCGGGUGUGCCUGGUGCGCGUGCGAUGGCGGCACCCGGUGGUUUCGCACCGGCUGCCCUUGCUGGCGCUCCUGGUGCGGCAGCGCGAGCGGCACUCAGAGCAGUGGCGCCCGCGCCUCUGCGAUCAGCGCGUGCAGCCGGCGCAGCCACCAUCGCAGCGGCCGCCGCAGCGCUGGCGAAGUCCAAAUCAGCACAGGGGGCCGCCGCCGCAGCAGCAGCAGGGGGAGGCUUCGCAUCGCUCGCCACCGCUUCCAAUCUCGGUCUCGCUCCUGUGGGCGCCGCCGCCGCGAGAGCACUGGUGCGGCCGAGGUCGCGGCCUGUGCGCGCCGCUGGCGCCGUUAUGCCGGUCGCCGGCGCGUCGGUGGCCGGGCGCCGCGUGCGAAUGCAAGUGUUCAACCCGCCGCAGCUGGCGGUUGGUGGCGGCGGAGCGCGGCUGGCGAGCAGCGGCAGCCGCAGUGGUGCGCCAUCGUUGAAUCUGGACGCGCGCCCAACUCCUCAUGCGCACGCGCAAACGCGUCUUGCCCAGGCUGAUGGAAGUAUGAGUGAUGAGGACUGUUUCAUGGGUGCGCAAGAGUGGGCUAGGGGGAUGGAUCAGCAUGAGGGCAUGGUAGCAGCAACACCCGUAGCAGCAACACCCGUAGCAGCAACACCCGUAGCAGCGUUUGAUGGGCGGGGUCUGGAUUCGCGCAUGGAGCUCAGCGCCGUUGCAGACGUCACAAUGCAUUUCGGCGUGGAAGAUGUGGAAGGACACGGGGCGCGGAUGACACACCACCCCGCUCACGCCCACACGCAUGCUGGUGCGGGUGAUUAUGCUCCUGCUGCUGGUGCCGCCGGUGCUGCUGCAGACGGUUCGUUUGGUGGUGCUGCUGGGGGGGCAGGUGCACUGUGGGUGGUGGGGCAAGAGGAGGAAGGAGUACGCAUAUUGCCCGUGCCACAGGGCGGUGUGGCAGAAAACGGUGCGGCGGAGGGCGGUGCAAGAGGAGGUGGUGCUGUAGGGUUAGCGGCUGCUGAGCCCGUUCGACUGCAUGCACAUGUUCUUGAAGCGCUUGCGUUACAGCCACACCCGUUACAGGAACGGGGAGGGCACGCGGAGAUGGAAGGGGAGGCGGAGUUGGCAGGGCUGGAUGAUCUAGUGCUUGUUGCUGACGCCGCCGCCCUCGCCGCUGCCCCUGCCGCCCCUCCUCCCCCUGCCGCCCUUGCUGCCCCUGCCGCCUUUGCUGCUCCUGCAGGUGCACCUGGUGUUCCUAUAGCGGAUGCUCCCCUAGCGGUCGAGCCUUUAGCUGGUGUUCCUAUAGCUCAUCAUUUGUUAGAGCUCCCUGUUCCUGGUGCUCCUGCCAGGACUGUUGCCGCCCUGCCUCUCGCGGCACCAGCCCCACGUGUGGCCGCUGGGCCGCAUCUAGCCCCUCCUGCCGUUCCUGCUGCACAAAUGGCCGCUCCUGCUGCCGCGCCUGCAGCUCCUGCCUUACCUGCCGCAGCGGGAGGAGUGCUUCCGGCCCCUGCAGGAGCAGCGGAGGCGGGGCCAGGCGGAGCAGCAGCUGGUGUCGUGAUGCUUGGGGCGGCAGCAGGGCGUGCGGUGGUGGAAGACGGAGGUGCGGCGGCUCUUGACGCGCAGCAUGAUCCACGAUUGCUGGAGCAUGGAGGAGGGGAGGCGCGUGGAGGAGUAGAGGGGCAUGGAGGGGAGGGAAGCAUGGAGGGUGAGAUGAUGGAUGGUCAUGGUGAUGGCGAGAUGGUUGGCGGUGGCGAUGGCGACGGAGGUGCAGGGGUGGUUGUUCCAGGCGGCAGGGAGAUAUUACACGCAAGACAGCAGCCUCUGCAGCAGGCGAGGCUGCAGGUAGCAGGAGGUGGCGACGUGGCUGGCCGCCACGAGGCUCAGUUCAACGUUCCACAGCAUGAGGAGAGGGGAGAUGCAGAUGUGGGGAGAGGCAGGGCAGGGCGGAGUAGGAGCAGUGAAACCUUGAUGGAGGCGGAGGGGCCAGCAGGCCCCACUGCAGCAACUCCAUCCCAGAUGAUGCCGACACUUGGUGUGCUGCCGGGCGGCAGCGCUGCAGCACAAGCGGUGUGUGCUGGUGGCCUUGAGCGCGCCUUUAGGACUUCAAGUAUUGCUCAAUCCAACGACGCUUCCGUAGCACAGGCGGAGAAACUUACAACAGCAACAGCAGGCAUUUCAGCAGCUGCUGUUAAAUCACUGGGCCUUGCAGCGCCUGCUGCAACAGCCAGUGCUAUUUCCUCAGACUGCUUAAUGGGGCCAGCGGCGGUAAUUUCCAAGGCAGGGCGAGUGGGGGGAGGCAGGCCGGUGCACUCUCUGUCACGUGCAGGGGCAGGUGGGGGAGGGACAAGGCAGGCUGGUGGCCUGCGGCCCGCGCCCCGGUACCUGAGCGGCAUGCUGCAGCUGCUCUCCGCCCUCCCUGCUCGCCCUGCCCACGCCGCUGAGCUGGCUGCAGGCAGAGGGGCGGCUGGUGGCUUGCAGGGUGAGGGGGUAUCGGGGAAAAAGGGCGGUGGGGUGGAGAAGCAGGUGGAGGUAGAGGUAGAGGAGUGGAGCGAGGAGGACGAGGAAGAGGAGGUGUUUGAUUCGCGGUGGUGGGUGGAUUCUGAAGGAAGGGUGGUGCACAAAGACAGGCUGUUGGGGGUUAGUGGCAGGGGAUGGAGAAGCGGGAGAAGAGCCUUAGAGAUGGAUGAGUGGGAGGUGGAGACAGAAGAGGUGGAGACAGAGGAGAUUGAAUCAGAGGAGGUUGAUGUAUUGUCGUCUGUGGUGACUGAUGACGAGAGUGCCGACCCUGACUUGCAGGACACUGCCAGCAGUGGAGGAGGGUCUGUGGGGUCUGGCGGAAGCAGGCAAGUGGCUAAGCAUGUGGGGAGUAACGAGGGGAGGAGUAAUGGCAGGACUAGCAGCAGCAGGGUGGUGCGGCGGCACAGAGUGACAGUUGCCACGGGGUGGGUCGAGCGGCCGCACCAGCCAGACAAAACUCUAACUACGCUUGCAAAAAAAAAAACUGUGUCCAGGGCCAAAGCUUAUGGUUCUAUGAAGGCAGAGGAGUUGAGUGGCGGUGUGGGCGGCAAGGGGCAAUUGAGAGAGCUGGAGGAGCUGGGGGAGCUGUUGCGAGUCAUCGCCACUUGUUUGCGACAACACGGUAACGCCAUGGCGGGAGUGAAGCGGGCUCGGCGCGCAGCGGCGUCGUCGCGGUCGCCGUCGCCGGAGAUGGACGUGCUUUACUACAACCUGCUGCUCGCCGCGCUGCGCGCCCGCCAGGAGGCCGGCGUCGCGUACUACGGCGCGUUCGUCGCCGACCUUGAGCCCGUGCCGCCCGACCUCUACGCGCACUGGGUGCCGCCGCCCGGCUCCUUCGCCGUGCAGCGCGCCGACGGCGACGACGACGAGCGCGGCGCGGAGGACGAGGACGCGGCGGGGCGGGACGGCGCGGACGACACGGACGCGGACGCGGGGGAGCACGCGGGGUCGGACGGCGAGGGGGGGGCGGACGACGCAUCGGCGGAAGCGGUGGUUGCGCGCAGGGGUCCGGGCAGGCCGCGGUCGGCGCGGAGCCGGCCGGGCGCGUCAGCAGGCGGGGCAGCGGCGGGCGGGGAGAGCGGCGGCGCGGCGGCGAGCGAGGAGACGAUGAUGCCCGCGUGGCUGAAGGAGCUCAUCGCGGCGGACAGAGAGAGGGCCGCGCAGCAGCAGCAGGGCGGGGAGCAGGGCGGGGGCGAGCAGGCGCAGCAGCAGGGGGCGGAGGGGUUGUCGUUCCCCGUGGUGGACAGCAACAUGAUCCGCGGGUCGUUCCCCGCCGCCGUGGCCGCCGUGCGCUUCCUGGAGCGCGCCAGACGCCGCCUGGGGGGGCUGCCGGGGCGCACGGGGGAGGUGGAGAUGGGCGGAGGGUUGGGCGGGGAGGGGGAGAAGUGGAAGGACCGCCUGGCGGAGGAGAUGAUGACGUCAGCGCUGGGGGUGAAGGGCACGCUGGGGUCGCGGGAGGGCGGGGGAGGGCGGGAGGGCGGGGGGGAGGCGAAGAUAGAGCGGUGGACGCCCAACGAGGACGCCAUCCUGCUGGUGGGGCGCGUGCUCUUCGGCACCCGCUGGAUCAGCAUCGAACGCAUCCUGCCCGGCCGGUCCAUCCAGGCGAUCAAGACGCGGUGGCUCAACUACCUCAAGGGGCUCUUCCGCCGCCACCGCUGGUGCACCUCCGCCCUCGCCCCCCCCCUCUCCAAGGAGGCCGCCGCCUACCUCCCCCCGCCUCCCUCCCCGCCGCCCACCCCUCCCCCCGCGCCCGCCCCUUCCACGUCAGCAGCCACUGAGGCUGUGUCAGCAGAGGCACGCGCGUCCACCCCUCCGCCCUCUGCUGCUGCGGCUGCUGCUGCCAGUGCCCCCCCUGCACCCCACCCCCGCCUCUCUCUCCCCCUGCCCGCAUCGGCCACCCCCCCAUCCUCUGCCCCUCCCCCGCCCGGCCCUGUGGGGGCGGCAGGCAGUCAGGGGGCGGCAGGGAGGGCGCUGCUCAGCAUGCCGGCUGUGCCACCCACUGGAGCAGCCGCAGAUGGUGGCGCAGGCAGAGCAGGGGGAACAAUGGGCGCUGCCCCAGGAGCUGCUUCAGGGGCUGCUUCAGGGGCUGCUUCAGGGGCUGCUUCAGGGGCUGCUUCAGGGGCUGCUUCAGGGGCUGCUUCAGGUGGUGCUGGUGGUGGCGUGGCCGCAUCAGCAGUAGGGGUCACGCCAACCAAGCGGUCGCGCUCCCAGUCCUCCCGUGCCCCCGCCGCCACGCCCACGCCUCCCACCGCGGCACAUGGCGGCCAGGAGGAGGGGGGAGGGGAGGAGGAGGCGGGAGGGGAGGAGGAGCGGGUGCGGCGGCACGAGCGGUACCUGACGUGCCUCAUGCUGCGCGCUGAGAAGGGCCCGCCGCCGCACUCCCUCUCCGCCACGCACGAGCUCUACUGCUUCGCCUGCAAGUCCUCCGAGGGCCAGCUGUCGCCCUGCUAUUGGUCGGACGAGGCGGUGGCAGCGACGGCGGCGGAGUGGGGCGGUGGGGGAGGGGCGGUGGUGGGCCUGAUUCCCUGCGCCAAGGCUUACCAUGCUCGCUGCGUGCAUGCUGCAGUCAAGGGCGCGGAGGACGAGGAAGAAGGAUCGGGACGGUCAGACGAGGAGGCAGGGAUAGAAGGGGCGAACGAGGCGCGAACAGGAGGAACGGGCGAUGCGGAAACCGAGCCGGCGGAAGCGCAAGCGGAGACGAGCCCGGUGGCGGUCGCGGAAGCAGAGGCCCCGCCGCCGGGAUCGCGCGGUCGAGACGAUCCCCACGAGGAAGGGCGGCGCACGGAGAGCUCUGGACGGCAGGAGCUGGGCGGGCCAGAGAUGAGCCAUCGAGCGUGGCAGGCGCCGAAUCCGCGCGGCAAGGGGAAGGAGGAGCGGUCCCGCUCGGCGGAGAGGGAGCGGCGCCUCGGGGGAGGGCGCGUGGGCGAGUUCCGCCCGCGCGGCGAGCGCCAGGAGCAGGGAGAGUGGAGCGGCGGCGCUUCGCAUUCGGCAGGACGGCAGCAGCCGCGUGGUGAGAGGGGGCGAGAGGCGGAAACAGCGUCGCCGAAGCGGCACGGUCAGCAGCAAGGGGGACGUAGCAGCACCAUGCGCUCGCCAGGCCGGACUAGGCAGAGGGAGCGGAGAGACAGCAGCUGGUCCCGCUCGUCGGACGGACAACACACGCGCAGGGAGAAGUACGCGGGGGAGCGGUCACCGUGGCGUCAGCCGCGCACUUGGAGGGAGCACUUGGACGCCUAG
Messenger RNA from Closterium sp. Naga37s-1, 7131 nucleotides. The record is from the annotation of a GenBank genome assembly. NCBI's taxonomy places the organism in Eukaryota, Viridiplantae, Streptophyta, Zygnematophyceae, Desmidiales, Closteriaceae.